This is a messenger RNA of Spinacia oleracea (spinach), 378 nucleotides long. RefSeq lists its product as uncharacterized. The record is from RefSeq and is a predicted model, not a curated record. The coding region runs from base 1 to 378 and encodes 125 amino acids. The transcript has 2 exons. Lineage: Eukaryota; Viridiplantae; Streptophyta; Magnoliopsida; Caryophyllales; Amaranthaceae.
AUGAAGUGUACAUAUGAUGUGUUGAACUCUGUAUGGGUUCUUCCAGAUGGUACCCAAGCAGGUGUUGGUGCGGUGAGUAAUCAAGAAUCUGACCCACACCAUAGUGGAGGUGAACCGGACAAUGCGCAAGUUCAAGGUGAAGAUCCAGACGAAUUUUUGCGCCAUGUACAUCUUGAUGUUGAUGGUUCGAAGGGUUUUGAGGACGGUGAUGACGUUAGCGGAAGUGGAGAAGAUGAUGACAACGCUACCGGAGCUGGAAGAGAUGAUGGAGCUGCAGAAGAUGAUGACGACGCUAUGGAACCUGGAGACAUUGAUGUAGCUGCAGCAGACGAUGACGAUGCUACCAGAACUGGAACAGAUGAUGACGACGAUGCAUAA